This is a messenger RNA of Rhizophagus irregularis DAOM 181602=DAOM 197198, 937 nucleotides long. The record is from RefSeq and is a predicted model, not a curated record. Lineage: Eukaryota; Fungi; Glomeromycota; Glomeromycetes; Glomerales; Glomeraceae.
CCUGAACCCUGAUGUGCAAUUUAUUUUGGACUUGAUUCGAUUUACGGAAUUCCCCAGCGGAAAAAUUCUGAAAGAGACAUAGAUGUCUUCAUCAAACGGCACCUAUUUUCGUGCUUUGACAAUAUUCUAGACAGUCACUUGUAAGUCCCAUUGUCAAUUCUAAGUAUUUUCAUUGUUGUUAAUAAUACUUAUAAUUGUUCUUAAAUAAGCGGGGAGAUGGUAUCAAGGGCCUCUCGAGAUCGUCGAGCUGGAGCAAUGGAUGCCCCAGAAACAGCAGAAGGCUACCAUUUGGACUGGAUGUUUACGAAGCAUGAUCUAGCAAAAGAUUUACCGUAUGGUCGCGAAUUUUCACUUUGCGAGCGCACUGGCUCUAGAAUUGAAAACGAAAGAAAGAUCCUUUCGAAUACCUUAAAGGCUCAGAAGACGUUAAGGGACAUGCAUAGAACUCUGGUUGAAGCUAUAUCAGUUGAAGUUGUUUAUAUAGGAGAUGGAUUUUAUUCAUCAGUAAUUUUGGCGGACUUUGAUAUUCCAUCGACAUAUUCGGAACUUGGGUCUAUCAUUAAGGUUUCGCGCAUUAUGCUUCAGGUUAAGAAAUUGUUGAAUCUUACAGUUUGCCGUUUCAAGCUUAUGAAGGAAAGGGCUUUUAAGGAAAAAUUCGCUAGUGGAAAAGUGUUAAUGAAUGCCCAGUCACAGGAGUACCGAUCACCACAGAAAACAAAAAAGAAAAAAUAAGAUUAUCGUAGUUCAUUAGUUGGGAUAUAGUAAACAUAUUAGCACUUGAAUAUGAUGUAUUUACAGACAAAGCUCAUCUGAUUUAUAAUGUGAUAGUUCUUAAAUGCACUUUGCAGUUUGCAUACACAAGUUGAAGGGAAAACUUGGUUUGUUGUUUUUUUUAAUGAUUGACAAAGCGCCAAAACGUCUUCUCAUCACUUGUACA